AUGAAAGAUUUCCUUAAUACUAUAUCUGAUGAACAUCAAGGACAAAAAUUUGUUGAACCAGAAGUUACUGAAUUUUGGAAACAACUUUCCAACGCAAAAAUCAUCUCUACGUUACCAAAGAAUUGCAAAACUGACGAAUUUAAUGACCUGAAAAAGUAUGUUACAGUUGAGGAUGAUUAUAUCUAUCUAAAAGUUGGUGUAACCGUUGACUCGAAUGGUACGUUAUACCAUAAUGGAGUGACCACCAAUUUGGAACUACCAUUAAAACUUAUGAAUACACUUAAGCUGGUCUUGCACGAAAAUGUGUACUUUCUUGGGCAAAAACAAAAGUAUGGAUCGAUGGUCUUUAUUCGUAAAUGUUAUUUGGCAUUAAUUGAAUUAAUUGAGGAAAAGCGUCAUGGACCAAAUGAUCCAGCCUAUAGUGGUUGUACAAUCACGGGCACACCCGGUAUUGGAAAAACUUUCUUGGCGUUAUUUCUUUUUUAUUACAUCCGAAAUAAAUAUCCUGAUGCCACAAUAAUUUGGAGGGCAGAUAAAGUUAUUUGUUAUCGAUUCUCGCCAGAAGGUAAAGUGGAUCUGGGGGAUCGACACAAAUUCCACAAUGCAUUACACGAUCACAGUAACUUUUACCUUGUUGAAGCUCAAGUUCUAGAAGAACAAAAAGCUUAUAUGCUCCAUUUUACAUCGCCAAAGAGUGAACGAUUUAAUGAAGCCGUUAAAUCACAAGGGUUCACCACGUACUUUAUGCCAAUCUGGGAUCAAGAAGAAAUCUUUACACUUUGGUUUGAAGCAUUCAAGGACAAGAAGGAUAGUAAUGGCCAAGAAUUUGUAUUUCAAAUAGUUAAGAACUUAUUAAGUAAAUGGGGUCCAAUACCUCGGUCGGUACUUGCAAAGUGGAAUGAUGAAACAUACCAGAACCAAUACAGUGGCUUGGUUGCCAAGGUUGAUUUAGAAAAAUGCAUAGAUUCUAUAAACAAUGAGGGAAUGCCUAAAGGUGAUUCUAUAAGUGAAAAAAUUGUACACCUUGACAUGCAUUCAGGGUUUACAAAUAUGACAUAUCACUUUGCUACAAAUGAAUUAGCUAGCCGUUUAAUUGAUGAAUAUGAAAAUAAAACCAGGAAUAGCAUUCGUAAUUUCAUUGUAUGUGGUCGUGAUUUUCCAGAGACUGCUUCAUUUCGAGGACAUCUUUUUGAAGAUUAUUCACAUAGAAAGCUAAGUAAGGGUGGCAGUUUUAAAGUUCGGUGUUUGAAGGAAAAUGAUGAUAGUGAUAUUAUCAAAAUUACAGAAAAAAUUAUCACAGAGCGUAAAAAUAACUUCUACACUACAUUGGAAGAUAUUCGUAAAGAUUUCUACAACAGGCCCAGGUCAAAGUCAAAUAUUUCGAUUGAUUCAUUUGUAUAUGAAGAUGAUAAUGCCUUGGUCUUGUAUCAAAUUACAAUUUCGACAAAUCAUGGAAUAAAGGUUCAAGGAUUAAGAGAAAUUAGAAAUACCCUUGGAUCACAUAAAGCCAUUUAUUUAUAUUUUGUUGUACCAUCAAUGAUUUUUAAAAAUUAUCCUUUUCAAGACUAUCAGACUGUCGGAGGCAAAAACUUCCUAAAUGGACCAACAAUAUAA
Molecule: messenger RNA, 1614 nt
Organism: Funneliformis caledonium
Lineage: Eukaryota; Fungi; Glomeromycota; Glomeromycetes; Glomerales; Glomeraceae
Source: the annotation of a GenBank genome assembly